GGUCUGUUUUCUCUCCAUCAUGCCCGAGCCCGCCAAGUCCGCGCCGGCCCCGAAGAAGGGCUCCAAGAAGGCGGUGACCAAGGCGCAGAAGAAGGACGGCAAGAAGCGCAAGCGCAGCCGCAAGGAGAGCUACUCGGUGUACGUGUACAAGGUGCUGAAGCAGGUGCACCCCGACACGGGCAUCUCGUCCAAGGCCAUGGGCAUCAUGAACUCGUUCGUCAACGACAUCUUCGAGCGCAUCGCGGGCGAGGCGUCGCGCCUGGCGCAUUACAACAAGCGCUCGACCAUCACGUCCAGGGAGAUCCAGACGGCCGUGCGCCUGCUGCUGCCCGGGGAGCUGGCCAAGCACGCCGUGUCCGAGGGCACCAAGGCCGUCACCAAGUACACCAGCGCCAAGUAAACGUGCCCAGUAAGCGUCUUGUUGCCCAAGCCCCAAAGGCUCUUUUCAGAGCCACUACGUUGUCCCUAAUCGAGCUGGAAUUUCA
Messenger RNA from Nyctereutes procyonoides (raccoon dog), 485 nucleotides. RefSeq names its product histone H2B type 1-K. Gene Ontology annotation, molecular function: structural constituent of chromatin; DNA binding; protein heterodimerization activity. The record is from RefSeq and is a predicted model, not a curated record. Bases 20 to 400 code for a protein of 126 amino acids. The transcript has a single exon. NCBI's taxonomy places the organism in Eukaryota, Metazoa, Chordata, Mammalia, Carnivora, Canidae. Gene Ontology annotation, cellular component: nucleosome.